Messenger RNA from Xylaria bambusicola, 998 nucleotides. Its product is annotated as GPI-anchored cell wall beta-1,3-endoglucanase EglC. The transcript has 3 exons. Bases 54 to 998 code for a protein of 314 amino acids. Gene Ontology annotation, molecular function: 1,3-beta-glucanosyltransferase activity; glucan endo-1,3-beta-D-glucosidase activity. Gene Ontology annotation, cellular component: cell surface; extracellular region; fungal-type cell wall. The record is from RefSeq and is a predicted model, not a curated record. Gene Ontology annotation, biological process: cell wall organization. Lineage: Eukaryota; Fungi; Ascomycota; Sordariomycetes; Xylariales; Xylariaceae.
GGAAUUGACACCAAACAGCAUUCUUCUCAAAAGAAUACAUAAUCAAGUAAAAAAUGCAAAUCAAAUCGCUUUCCAUUGCUUUAGCAGCACUAGCUACGCCAUCCAUCGCUGGGAUUGUCCAAGGCUUUAGCUACGGCUCAAUGAAUACGGACGGUUCAUGUCGAAGAUAUGACGACUUCAAGUAUCUUUUCGAACGAGCGAGGAAUCUUCAUGGGGCAUCAGGCUUCACGGCCGCUCGACUCUAUACCUCAAUCCAGUGCGGGACUUCGGCAGACUAUAUCGAAGCUUACAAAGCAGCCAUUGACACCAACACGACAAUUCUCGUCGGGCUCUGGGCCAGUGCAGGUCGCCACGUAUUUGAAAAUGAGCUGAACGCUCUCAUUGGCGCUUCUAGAGCGCUCAAAGAUGACUUUACGAAACGCGUGGUCGGCAUCAGUGUGGGAUCCGAAGAUUUGUACCGAAGCUCUCCGCAGGGUGUCAUCAAUGGAGAAGGCCCAGGCUGUACAGCUGAUGAAAUUGAGGGAUACAUUGGUUGGCUACGAGACUGGCUCAAAGGCACUGAUCUAGAGCACAUACCUGUUACUCAUGUUGAUACCUGGACGGCGUGGGUACUACCUGAGGCCAGCAAAGUUGUCAAGGCGGUAGACUUCCUAUGUCACAACUCGUUUCCAUACUUCGAGGAUGCGAGACCCAACGCGAUCGAGAAAGCAGCAGACAAUUUCUGGUCGGCGGUAUCGGCCACUGAGGGUGCAGCUCAGGGUAAAGAUGUUUGGAUUACCGAGACAGGUUGGCCCGAUACUGGACCGGUGCGACGUGAUGCAGUACCCUCGCUGGAUAAUGCAAAGACGUAUUGGAACACGAUUGGCUGUUCACUCUUUGGAAAACGCAGUACUUUCUGGUACACACUCGUGGACGGAGCAAAAACGACGGCAGAUCUCAGUUUUGCUAUCACACCUUCUACCGAUGAAAGCCCAAAGUACAACCUGGCCUGCUCUUGA